UAAAACUGUGCAAAAGUAAAGUUCAACUCAGAUUUGCUAGUAAAAAGUGCGAUAUGAAUGCUAAGUUCUUGCUAAUAUUUUUGUCAAGUGCAUGCUGUGUUUAUGGACAAAAUGAAGCCGCAAUCUGUACUAAAUUUUGGAAUAAUUCAUACUACGGCUACACUUGUGAUUUAACGAUUAUCAAUCCGAAUGGUCUUAACAACUUUAAUGAAAUAAGUGGACAGCAUUUGAAUGGGAAAUCAAACGAAGAUGUUUUUUAUAUAUAUUCUUACAAUUCAGGAGCAAAUUCGACAAAUAUUCCAUCAGUGAUUUGCCAACAGUUUCCAAAUUUAGACCGGAUCCAAAUUCAGCGUUUUGGAAUUCGAGCCGUCGACGACUAUUCCUUUAGUAACUGCAAAAAAAUUCAGUACAUUUACAUUAAUGAAAAUUAUAUCAGUCAAAUUCAUGAAAAUUCAUUUCAAAAUAAUCCAGAUCUACUUCGACUGUCCUUACAAUAUAAUCAAAUAGCAGUUCUGCCUGAAAAACUAUUUAUUAAUUUAAAUAAGCUCCAGAUGCUUGAUCUUGGACAGAACCGAAUUAGUACAUUGCCAACAACCGCAUUCAACACAUUAAUAAGCUUAGAUUUCUUAUUAUUAAAUAAUAAUUUGCUUACAAAUCUUCCAGCAAAUGUUUUUAAUGCAUUAAAAAAUAUGACAAUGAUCUAUUUAGAUAGUAACAAACUUGAUGUCAUCCAUGCAUUUCCAUUCGGAGUAUUGCCAAAAUUAAAAACCGCGAAUCUGCAUAGCAAUAAAAUAUAUGCAAUUGAUGAAAAGUUUAUUGACAAUACAAGCAUUAACUUAAUUAACAUGCCUGGUAAUAUUUGUGCUGACAAAAGGAUUGAAGAUCUAACAACAAGAUAUGUUUUGAGGAGAGAAUUGAAGCAGUGCUUUGAUAAUUAUAAGAUUACUUUUGGCUAAUCGUUAUUGUCUUUAAGCAUAGAACAACAAAGCUAUAAAUAAUUUGAGAAUAAGUUAAACGGUCUUUAAAUAGCAAUACGCUGAUGGACCAUAAUAAAGUUAAUUAAGAAGAAGGAA
Messenger RNA from Chironomus riparius, 1073 nucleotides. NCBI's taxonomy places the organism in Eukaryota, Metazoa, Arthropoda, Insecta, Diptera, Chironomidae. The record is from the annotation of a GenBank genome assembly.